Carassius auratus (goldfish) is the source of this 2122-nucleotide messenger RNA. RefSeq names its product solute carrier family 22 member 13-like. Gene Ontology annotation, molecular function: transmembrane transporter activity. NCBI's taxonomy places the organism in Eukaryota, Metazoa, Chordata, Actinopteri, Cypriniformes, Cyprinidae. The record is from RefSeq and is a predicted model, not a curated record. The transcript is spliced from 10 exons. Gene Ontology annotation, cellular component: membrane. Gene Ontology annotation, biological process: transmembrane transport. The coding region runs from base 281 to 1909 and encodes 542 amino acids.
UGCUGGAAUUCCUCUCAGUGCAUUUCAACCACUAGAACCAGUCUAUUAAUCUACUAUUAAAUACCUUCUUUUGCAUAGGAUAUUAUUUUAUUGCUAUUUAUUUAAAAUCUUCUGGGUGUCCUUAUCGCUGUGGGGGGGAAAACAGUGCUUUAGCAGAUAAGAGCGCUGUAGAUAUGCUGAACUUGUGACACGUUUAAAGAUUAAUUUGACUCUUCAAAGGUGAAGCGCGGCGCAGGUGUUUUAAGCGCGAGCCGCCGCUGAUGGUCGCCCAGUGGUCAUCAUGAUCGACUUCGCGCAGGUUCUGUCGUCUGUCGGCGAGUUUGGGGCGUUUCAGAAGCGCUUGCUGGUGGCGGUAUGUCUCCCCAACAUCUUCACAGCUUUCCACAUGUUCGGUCAGGUCUUCACCGCCAUCACCUUCCCUCACAACUGCAACAGCAGCUGGAUUCUACAGCGGGCUCCCAACCUGACGGAGGAGAAGCAGCUGAACCUCACCAUCCCUCUGGACACUGAAGGACAGUAUGAAAGCUGUAAGAUGUUCACACCUGUUGAUCUUGAGCUUGAUGUUAUUGAAGCUUAUGGAAUAAACACAACGAUCUCAUGUACUGAUGGAUGGGUUUACAAGGCACCAGAAGGCAGCAGCACUCUUAUAACUGAGUUUGACCUGGUGUGUGAAAAUAAGAUUUAUAAUGAGGCAUCUCAGUCUGUCUACAUGGCUGGUCUUCUUGUUGGAGCUCUAUUGUUUGGGCCAAUGGCAGACAAGUAUGGCCGGCGGUUUGUCACGCUGCUUUCCUUGUUCCUGCAGUUCCUGUUCGGGGUGGCAGUAGCAUUUUCUCCCAACAUCUUUGUCUACAUAGUUCUCCGCUUUGUGGUCGGCACCACAAUAUCAGGGAUCUCUAUCAACACAUUUGUUUUGGGUACUGAGUGGUGUGGUUCAGCCAAACGGGCCCUUUUUACCAUAUUGUCCCAUUGCUGUUAUGCCAUUGGUCUGAUGUUGCUGUCUGGUGUGGCCUUUGGGAUCCGAAACUGGAGGAUUUUACAGCUGGUUCUGUCAGCACCAGUUGGGCUUUUCUUCAUCUAUUACUGGAUUCUCCCUGAAUCUGCCCGAUGGCUUCUGACUCAGGGCAAGCAAGACAAGGCCAAGAAAGAGAUAUUGAAAGCUGCCCGAAUUAAUGGCAGAAAGGUUCCCGAAAAUCUGCUCGACAAGAUGGAAGCGGAGAACACAGCUAAAACAGGCAGCAUGCUAGACCUGUUUCGAGUGGCUUACCUAAGAAAGAGAGCUCUCAUCAUGUGCUAUAUGUGGUUUGUGACGAGCCUGGUUUACUAUGGUGUCAGCUUGAACGUGGGGAACUUCGGCCUGGACAUUUACCUGACUCAACUCAUCUUUGGCAUUGCAGAGUUUCCCGCCCGGCUGUCCUGCUUUCCUCUCAUUCAGCGUUUCGGAAGGAGGAUCUGCCAGAGUGCAGUGCUGCUCCUCGGAGGAACCGCCUGCCUGGCUAUUCCUAUUAUACCAGCAGGGUAUCCUGUGAUUGUGACUGUGAUCGCAGUGAUUGGGAAGUUCUCCCUCGCUGCCUCUUUCACCAUAGUGUAUGUGUACACUGCUGAGCUCUACCCAACGGUUGUGAGACAAAAUGGAGUGGGACUGAACUCCAUGUGUGCGCGUGUAGCUGGUAUUCUGGCUCCUCUGAUUGGCUUGUUAGACGUGUAUCAUCCUGCUAUUCCAAUGGUCAUAUACGGCUCUCUUCCUUUCGUGGGAGGAGCGCUGACUUUCCUGCUCCCAGAGACACUAAACACUGAGCUACAGGACCACACUGAUGUCCCCGUGGAUGACAACAUGGUAUUCGAGAAAGCCAGUAUUGAAAGCGGACAGAAUCCGGAGCAGGAAAUGUCUCGCCGGAGCACAAAAUUAUGAGAUUUAUACUGCUAUUUAAAAAUGUAGUUGAAGUUUAUGCUAUCGAUUUUUAUUCAUAUGUGUGAAUGAGGAAAAUAAGACAAACAGAGGUACAGGUAUGACUGUUUACUUCUCAGUUUGCGAGUGUCAUGUUUGUAAAGAUUUGAUUAAAGAAUUUGUACUUUUUUAUUAUUUCCAUUUGAAAAAUAGUAAAAAAUCUGUUUUAUUUAUGAU